AUGAAAUUCCCUAAAAUUAGUAAGAGAAUCGUUGGGGGCCAGGUUAGUGAAUCAGGAGAAUGGCCGUGGCUGGUCAGUAUGCAGUUGAGGUUUGAAAACAACACUGUCACUCACAUGUGCGGCGGAUCUCUUAUAUCUGAUCUUUGGGUCCUGUCUGCUGCCCAUUGUUUCGAGAAGUCCUCGGCGCCAUUUUUAUCGAACAACCCACGUGAUUGGACGGUUAGAAUUGGUGAGCACUUCAUGUUCGAGGAUGGCGACGAACAAGACGAGGUGGAAGUCAGCAAGAUCAUCUUCAACCACAACAGGGACUGCUGCUCCGAAAACCGCACGACGGAAUACGACAUCGUCUUAAUAAAGUUAGCGAGACCCGUAAAACUGAACGAAGUCGUGAACGUUGUUUGUCUUCCGGGCUACAAUGAGCCCUUGAAGCCAGGGACCCCCUGUUUGGCAGCAGGGUGGGGUCACAUGGAAGAAAAGGGCCAGAUCUCGGAGACGGUUAGGCACGUGUUAGUACACACGAUCGACAACGACUUGUGCAGUACGUGGUACACCAGUUUGGAGAAGGGGUUCCAGGAGCUGACGGACAACAUGCUGUGCGCUGGCGAGGAAGAUGGCGGGAAAGAUGCGUGCCAGUACGACUCUGGCGGCCCCCUGGUGCAUUAUAACGAGCAAGAAGACAGAUGGAUCGUAUUCGGUAUCGUCAGUAACGGAUACGGAUGUGCCAGAUCCCGAUAUCCCGGUAUUUAUACCCGGGUAUCGUCAUUCAUUCCGUGGAUCGAAAAAACCGUUAAAUUCGAGUAA
Messenger RNA from Helobdella robusta, 801 nucleotides. RefSeq lists its product as hypothetical. Gene Ontology annotation, biological process: proteolysis. The transcript has 5 exons. Gene Ontology annotation, molecular function: serine-type endopeptidase activity. Bases 1 to 801 code for a protein of 266 amino acids. NCBI's taxonomy places the organism in Eukaryota, Metazoa, Annelida, Clitellata, Rhynchobdellida, Glossiphoniidae. The record is from RefSeq and is a predicted model, not a curated record.